This is a messenger RNA of Guyanagaster necrorhizus, 468 nucleotides long. RefSeq lists its product as uncharacterized. Lineage: Eukaryota; Fungi; Basidiomycota; Agaricomycetes; Agaricales; Physalacriaceae. The record is from RefSeq and is a predicted model, not a curated record. The coding region runs from base 1 to 468 and encodes 155 amino acids. The transcript has 3 exons.
AUGCCUGCAACGAACACCGACGAUACAGACCCAUCCGAGCAGACAGACCUUUUGGAUGCGAUGGGCGACUCGAAGUCUGAAUCACAGAGCCACAGCGAAUACGCUGACUCAGGGAGCCCGCCCGACCAUGAAGCCGAAUAUGAGAAUUCUCCAUCAGUGAGGUCCUCCAAACGCAAUCAGUGUAUCCCGCCUUCGUCCUCCGCUAGCAAACCUGGAAAAUACUCUCUAAUCUCUGUGGGUACCGACCUGGCUACCAGGCGAAGACUGGGAAAGCUAUUGCAAAAGCUCUCUUCGAAAAUUCGGGAGAGCUCUCCUCAGAGGAGCUACGGACGUGGAGCUCGAGGCCGUUACACGCGAAGAAUUCAGACUCCGCCCAUUUUAAUCACUAUCCCUGAAAUGAUGUUCGAUGCGUUUUCGCAUCUAUUCUUCUUUCAUCAUCUUCCUUUCUACCACGACGAUGCAUCUUGA